Molecule: messenger RNA, 1422 nt
Organism: Glycine soja
Lineage: Eukaryota; Viridiplantae; Streptophyta; Magnoliopsida; Fabales; Fabaceae
Exons: 7
Coding region: 53-1117 (354 amino acids)
Biological process (GO): rRNA processing
Cellular component (GO): nucleus
Molecular function (GO): nucleic acid binding; 3'-5' exonuclease activity
Source: RefSeq, a predicted model, not a curated record
CUUUUCUAUUCUAUUUCUUACGUAAUAAUUAUAUAGAUUAGUAUAAAGAACUAUGGAUUGCAGAAUAGAGAGUGCCGAAACUCACAGGAAUAAGUGUGCAGCAUGCUUCCGACAGUUCAACAAACUGGAGCAUCUUGUGGAGCACAUGAGGAUCUCAUACCAUUCGGUUCAUGAACCAACCUGUGGCAUUUGCAGGAAACACUGCAGGUCUUUUGAGUCUCUCAGGGAACAUCUUAUAGGUCCAUUGCCAAAACAGGAAUGCAGAGAUAUAUUUUCCUAUAGAGGGUGCAAGUUUUGUUUGAAAGUCUUUGAAAGCCCUAACUCUCGCAGGAUCCACCAAGAAAAAUGCCAACUCUCUGGAACAAAUGCUGGAAUAAUUGGUCGCUUUUCAAACUUGGGACUUCGUGAUAAUUUGGCUAUUGGUGGUGGAGCAAGAGGACCACAAGUAGUUGCUCUAGCAUGUAAAAUGGUUGGAGGCGGCAGUGAUGGCUCACUUGAUCUCUGUGCAAGAGUUUGCUUAAUCGAUGAACAUGAGAACAUAAUAUUCCAUUCUUAUGUGAAGCCACCAAUUCCUGUCGCAAACUACAGGUAUGAGACAACAGGCAUCACACCAGAAUAUCUUAGGGAUGCAAUGCCAAUGAGACAUGUUCAGAGGAGGAUUCAUGACUUCCUUUGCAAUGGUGAACCUAUGUGGACAAUUCGAGCAAGAGGUGGAAGAGCCAGGAUUCUUGUGGGUCAUGGUUUGGAUCAUGACCUUGAAAGUUUGCAAAUAGAAUAUCGAGCUGAAAAAAUAAGGGACACUGCAAAAUACCCUCCACUGAUGAAAACAAGCAAGCUGAGCAACUCACUCAAGUACUUAACACAGGCAUAUCUUGGGUAUGACAUUCAAACUGGGAUUCAGGAUCCUUAUGAGGAUUGUAUUGCAACGAUGAGGCUCUACAUGAGAAUGAGAUCUCAAGCACAUAGAGUACAGGAAUACCCUUUGGCGUCUGACCCUCAGAACAGGAAUAAUUUUGCUUCAUGGAGGCAAAGUGAGAUUGAAAGAAUGAGUCCUGAACAAAUGCUAGAAAUUUCAAGGUCUGACUACUACUGCUGGUGCUUGGAUUCCUUGUAUUGAUCCCUGAAUGGUGAAAGCCAAGUACACCAAUCAGAAAGCCCAUGAACAUCAGGGAAUUGAUCAGUACACUACUAAUUUAACCGAUACAAAUAUCUAGUAUGCAAAAAUAAAGUACACCAAACAGUUGUCUCUUUUUUACUAGUCAAUAAUUUCUUAUUUUAUAAAUAAUACUCAACUUAAGCAGUAGCUUACGCUACUACCAUAGCUAGCACCCAGUGAUUAAGGUACGUUCAUGUUAUGUGUAUGAAUAUAUUUGACGAAUACAAAGAAUAAGCGCUCAUAUGUUAUGCGUGAAUUCUAUUAAA